AUGCCAGCAAGAAAUGUUUUUGGAGCAAAGAAAGGAAGUCCUGCUCAUGGACUGGCUUGGGAAGUGAUAGUCGAUCAUCUGAAUGAAAUCCACUCUCCAAAAUUCCAACUGAAGGUUAAAAAAGCUGUACGAGAGCAGUGGAACCUUCUCCAAAAAAAAGUUUGCGAGGAAGAGAAGGCAAAUGGGAUUUCUGUGGAAGAGUUAAUGGAAAAGGAAUCACUGAUCGAGGAGUUAGUCGAGAGAGAUGAUGUCAUACAAGCAAAGGCUGAAUCAGCAUUGAAACAGCAACUCAAGGACAACGAGACUGCGGAAGAUAUCCGGAAAAAAGCGAUGGAGAGCCUUAAAGAGACCAAG
Messenger RNA from Pocillopora meandrina, 354 nucleotides. NCBI's taxonomy places the organism in Eukaryota, Metazoa, Cnidaria, Anthozoa, Scleractinia, Pocilloporidae. The record is from the annotation of a GenBank genome assembly.